Molecule: messenger RNA, 2540 nt
Organism: Corylus avellana
Lineage: Eukaryota; Viridiplantae; Streptophyta; Magnoliopsida; Fagales; Betulaceae
Product: ABC transporter F family member 4
Molecular function (GO): ATP hydrolysis activity; ATP binding
Source: RefSeq, a predicted model, not a curated record
GGUAUUUUCCAGAAAUAGCACAAAGUUUCUGACCUUCUUCUUCCUCUUUUCGCUCGACGUUAAACUCUCACGACUCUGCUCUCUCUUCCAGAUCGGUUGCUGCAAUGGGAAAGAAGAAGGCGGAGGAGAGCGGUGCAACCACCAAAACUAAGGGGAGUGGCAAAGACGUUUCGAAAGAUGGGAAGAAAGAGAAGAUUUCGGUCACGGCGAUGCUUGCCAGUAUGGACCAGAAACCUGAUAAACCUAAAAAGGGUUCUUCCUCUUCCUUGGCUGCUACUUCUAGCAAACCUAAGACCAAAGCCGCCCCAAAAUACACCGAUGACAUUGAUCUACCUCCCUCUGAUGAGGAGGAUGAAGACUCUGGAGAAGAACUGAAGCAAUCCAAUCGGAGGAGUGACCCAAAGGCACUUGAAAUAUUGAUGAGUGAAAAAGAGUUGAAAAAAAGAGAAAAGAAGGAUGUGCUUGCCGCCUAUGCAGCAGUGCAGGCAAAACAGGAGGCUCUUAAGGAUGACCGAGAUGCUUUUACUGUUGUUAUUGGUAGUCGGAGCUCAGUUCUUGAUGGAGGUGAUGAAGCUGAUGCCAAUGUCAAAGAUAUAACCAUAGAUAAUUUCUCUGUGGCAGCUCGGGGUAAAGAACUUUUGAAGAAUACAUCAGUAAAGAUAUCUCAUGGGAAAAGGUACGGUUUGGUUGGACCCAAUGGAAUGGGCAAGUCUACAUUAUUAAAGCUCCUUGCUUGGAGGAGGAUUCCAGUACCUAAGAAUAUUGAUGUUCUUUUGGUUGAACAAGAGGUGGUUGGUGAUGAUAGAACUGCUCUUGAAGCAGUUGUUUCCGCUAAUGAAGAGCUUGUCAAGCUCCGAAAUGAGGUUGCAGCUUUGCAGAAUUUGUCUUCUGCUGCUGAGGGUGAGAAUGAAGUUGAAGAUAGCAAUGGGGAUGAUGCAGGAGAGAGGCUUGCUGAAUUGUAUGAGCAGUUGCAGAUAUUGGGGUCGGAUGCGGCUGAGGCUCAGGCAUCAAAGAUUCUUGCUGGAUUGGGGUUCACCAAAGGAAUGCAAGGUCGUCCAACCCGGUCAUUUAGUGGUGGCUGGAGAAUGAGAAUAUCAUUGGCUAGGGCACUUUUUGUGCAACCAACGCUAUUGUUAUUAGAUGAACCCACAAACCAUCUUGACCUUAGGGCCGUUCUCUGGUUAGAGGAGUACUUGUGUCGGUGGAAGAAAACUCUUGUUGUUGUCUCACAUGACCGGGAUUUCCUUAACUCUGUCUGCAAUGAGAUCAUUCAUCUCCAUGAUUUGAAGCUUCAAUUAUAUCGUGGAAACUUUGAUGAGUUUGAAAGUGGGUACGAUCAGCGUCGCAAAGAGAUGAACAAGAAGUUUGAAACUUAUGAGAAGCAAAUUAAAGCAGCCAAGAGGUCAGGGAAUCGUGCUCAGCAGGAGAAGGUUAAAGACCGGGCUAAGUUUAAUGCUGCAAAAGAAGCAUCCAAGAGCAAGGCAAAGGGAAAGGUUGAUGAGGAUGAGCCUCUGCCAGAGGCCCCAAAGAAAUGGAGAGAUUACAGUGUGGAGUUCCACUUCCCUGAACCUACUGAGCUCACACCACCACUCUUGCAGCUAAUUGAAGUCAGUUUCAGUUACCCAAACCGAGAGGAUUUCAGGCUCGCAGAUGUUGAUGUAGGUAUUGAUAUGGGAACACGUGUUGCUAUUAUUGGGCCAAAUGGAGCGGGAAAAUCUACUCUACUGAAUCUUCUUGCAGGUGAUUUGGUUCCGACUGAGGGUGAAGUACGGAGGAGUCAGAAGCUGAGGAUUGGGAGGUAUUCACAGCACUUUGUGGACCUACUAACAAUGGAGGAAACACCAGUGCAGUAUCUUCUUCGUCUUCAUCCAGAUCAAGAGGGACUUAGCAAGCAGGAGGCUGUUCGUGCAAAGCUUGGAAAAUUUGGACUCCCCAGCCAUAAUCACCUCACCCCAAUUGCAAAAUUAUCUGGAGGGCAAAAGUCACGGGUUGUCUUCACUUCAAUUUCCAUGUCGAAGCCACACAUAUUGCUAUUGGAUGAGCCUACAAAUCAUUUGGACAUGCAGAGCAUUGACGCACUGGCUGAUGCACUGGAUGAGUUUACUGGUGGAGUUGUCCUGGUCAGUCAUGACUCUAGGCUCAUAUCACGUGUUUGUGAUGAUGAAGAGAGGAGUGAAAUUUGGGUUGUAGAAAAUGGAACUGUGAGUACUUUCCCUGGAACAUUUGAGGAGUACAAGGAGGAGUUACAAAGAGAGAUCAGAGCAGAGGUUGACGAUUGAUUUGGCAACUCUGGCAUAAGUAUAGAUGUUGCACAUCAUACAUUGCUCUUGUUGUGUUUAUAUUGAAUUUUGUAACUCAAUGAGUGUAAUCCCUGUCUUGCGGAUGUGUAGAAAUUACAAACCUUAUAUUUAGUCAGAUGUUCACUUCUUAUAUGUGCACUUUUGAUCUCAUGCAUGAUGCAUGCUAGUCAACUUUUAUUGUGAAAAAUAUUGCUAUGAUUUUCUUGGUUAUAAUACUAUUUUUGCCCCUUUUCAUUGUUC